This is a messenger RNA of Phaethon lepturus (White-tailed tropicbird), 1522 nucleotides long. It is a transcript of the gene DCTD, whose product is annotated as dCMP deaminase. Gene Ontology annotation, cellular component: cytoplasm. NCBI's taxonomy places the organism in Eukaryota, Metazoa, Chordata, Aves, Phaethontiformes, Phaethontidae. Gene Ontology annotation, molecular function: dCMP deaminase activity. The coding region runs from base 22 to 288 and encodes 88 amino acids. The transcript has 3 exons. Gene Ontology annotation, biological process: dUMP biosynthetic process; dTMP biosynthetic process. The record is from RefSeq and is a predicted model, not a curated record.
CAUGCCGAAUUGAAUGCCAUCAUGAACAAAAACUCAGCUGAUGUGAAAGGCUGCAGCAUGUAUGUUGCCUUAUUUCCAUGUAAUGAAUGUGCAAAGCUCAUCAUCCAGGCAGGCAUAAAGGAAGUUAUUUUUAUGUCUGACAAGUAUCAUGACACUACGGAAAUGACAGCUGCACGGCGGAUGUUUGAUUUAGCAGGUAUUAUAUACAGGGAAUUCAAGCCAAAGUGUAACAAGAUCAUCAUUGACUUUGAUUCAAUUAACAGCAGACCAAGUCAAAAGCUUCUGUGAAUUAAGUUUCAUUAAGUCUCUAGAAGACUGUGAUUAUCCUUUUCUAAAAAGCUGCUAAUGCCUUUCAUCUUGAAGUUACUUGCAACUUUUUAAUGGCUUCUGUAGCUUAAAGUAGACUUCUAAGAAAUCCAAGGCAUAAAAUGUCCCACUCACUUCAUCUUGUCAUGUGGAAUCUAAAUCUACUUAAAAUUUUUUAAUGCCUUCAUCGAAACUGCUUAAAAAGUCUAGAGACAUGUAGAUGAGACAAUAUAACGUAUGUAAAAAAAACUGUUCUGACUCCAGCUGUAUGCAUCACCGCAUGCUCUGAUAGGCUGUCAGCAUUGAUUCAGACAGUUUAAUAGUAGUACUUAUUGUAACCAGUAGAACAGUGGAAUACGCUAAUAUACGUUGAUUUCUCUGUUGGAUAUGUGGAUCUAAAGAGCUGAUUCUAAUGAAGGACAAAAAAUGUUAUCUGUGCAAAUACUAAUCUUCCAACUAGCAUAACACUAAUAUUUUAAAAAGGUUAUACAGCUUAAAGAAUGUGUGAUAUUCUGCGUGCAUUAUCCAACAAAUGAAAUACUGAUUUUUCUUUUAAUUGCUAACACUGCCAUACGUGGACAGUGAUGAGAGAGGAGGUUGUUCUGAGAAAGGUCUGUGCUAGACCGAGCUUUACAGGUGCCUUCAAGUCGUUUUUUCUGAGACUCCAGAAUUGGACGCGGUUGAGGGAGUGAAUCAUUUGCCUCUUUACCUUUGAGACUCUUAGUUGGAGUUGGUUUUCAUGUGUAGAAGUAAAUUAUUUUAUUGGUCUAAGCUGUUUCUAGACAGUCCAAUGUAGUUGGAUCUUAAAAUCAACCUAUAAGGUAACUGAAUCAUUUUUUGUCCUCUGAGAGAAAUUGGAGAUAGUCAACUCAUAUCCAUAUCUGUGCCAAAAGAGGUAAUUAUGGUGUUAGCUUGUUCCCCAGUGCUGGCGUACUACCUUCAUUUUCAUAAAUGCUGCCUAAAAUAAUAUCCUUUUUAAUUUUAUCUUGAGAUCUGGGAGUAGAUUUGAGUUCCUUUUCUCUUAAUUUGAUUUUUUUAAAAUUAAAUAUGCCUAAUGGCUUUGUAUAGAUAACAUUGGUGGUGGUUAUUUUUUUUUUUUUUAAUGUGGUUAUACUUCAAUGAGCUUUUAUUUUCUCUAUAAAAGCUUUGUUUCAUAUUUUGGGACAUUAUGUAAUUUGGCUUCAUACCAAUGUUAUUAAAGUCUUAUUAAAAUCCA